This is a messenger RNA of Erinaceus europaeus (western European hedgehog), 2802 nucleotides long. It is a transcript of the gene VGLL4, whose product is annotated as vestigial like family member 4. The transcript has 5 exons. The record is from RefSeq and is a predicted model, not a curated record. NCBI's taxonomy places the organism in Eukaryota, Metazoa, Chordata, Mammalia, Eulipotyphla, Erinaceidae. Gene Ontology annotation, molecular function: transcription coactivator binding. Bases 495 to 1382 code for a protein of 295 amino acids. Gene Ontology annotation, biological process: negative regulation of DNA-templated transcription.
CUCUCCCUCUGGCUCUCAAACACUCCAUGCUUUCAGGGCCUGAUCUGGUGCAGAAAAUAUCCCCUGACAUUUGCUCAGUGCCAGGGCAGCAGUGAGCAUGCUCGGGGGCCUCCCCGGAGGAGGAGGAAGCCAGCCCCCGCCGGCCUCAUUCCAGGCAUAGCCUGCAUGUCAGCCCAGUGAGCCGCCGGCCACACUGCUUUGUCCCGGGAGAUGAGCGGCCCCCUGGACUCCCUCCUCGCAGCCCCCCGCCCACUUCCCGGGGAGCCCCACUCCUGAGGGGCUGGCCCUUCCCAGGCCCCUCCACACGCCCUGCCCCGCUCCACCCGGCCAGCCUUGCCCGCCUGCCGGCCACCUCGCCCACCUCGCCCGCUGGGCUGGACCCUGCGGAGGCCCGGAGCACUCCAGGGAGCACUGCCCCCAGCCCGCCACUCAGUGGCCUUUUUAUUUGGGGAGGGGGGGGGCAAAGGCUCUCGGCUGGCUUUCCAGGCCUAUAAAUGCUCUUGAUGAAGAUGGACCUUUUGAACUUCCAGUACCUGGACAAGAUGAACAACAACAUUGGCAUCCUAUGCUACGAAGGUGAGGCGGCCCUCCGUGAGCCCAGGAUGCAGAGCCUGCCGGUGGCCUCGGCCCUGAGCGGCCACCGCACCGGUCCCCCACCCACCAGCCCCAGCAAGCGCAAGUUCGGCCUGGAGCCUGAGGACCUGGACUCUGACAGCGGCCACGCUGCCAAGAUGAGCCGCAUCUUCAGCCCUCACCUGAACAGGACAGCUAACGGGGACUGCAGGAAGGACCCCCGUGAGCACAGCCGCAGCCCCGUGGACAGAGCCGUGGCCCCCACUGUCAGCCUGCAUGGCGGCCACCUCUACGCCUCCCUGCCCGGCCUGGGCCUGGAGCAGCCCCUCGCCCUGACCAAGAACAGCCUGGACACCAGCCGGCCGCCGGGCACGGCGCCCUCGCUGACCCCGGCUGAGAGGCAGCAGAACCGGCCCUCAGUGAUCACAUGCGCUUCUGCCAGCAGCCACAGCUGCAACCUGUCUCACUGCCCUGCGACGCACAGUGGUUGUGGGCCCAGCCUGGCCAGCUACCGCAGGGCCCCGAUAGCCUCGUCCGCCGCCUCCUGCGACCCGGUGGUGGAGGAACACUUCCGCCGGAGCUUGGGCAAGAACUACAAGGAGCCGGAGCCAGCAGCCAACUCCGUGUCCAUCACGGGCUCAGUGGACGAGCAUUUUGCCAAGGCCCUGGGUGACACGUGGCUGCAGAUCAAGGCGGCCAAGGACGGGGCGGGGGGCAGCCCCGAGCCCGCCUCCCGCCGGGGUGCCCAGCCCUCCAGCCCCUCUGCCCACAUGGUCAGCCAUGGCCACUCCCCCUCUGUGGUGUCCUGAGGCCCCUGGCGGCCGGUGCUUCCCAGUCAGUGCUGAGAGACGGGGAAACACGCGGGGCCCGGGGCAGGGGUGCGGCUCCCCCCCCCCCCCCCCCCGCCUCCCACUUUGGCUACCAAAGAAACGCCCGGACAGGUCCCCCUCGGGGACGCCGCCGACCCCGCCAGCACUGGUGUCUGAUUUGCACUAUUGGUGUUCGGGGCCCUCCGCGAUUCCCAUCCUGUGGGUUGCAGGCCUCUCUCUAGAUUUCAGGUGCUUUUGCGACUGGUCUGCAGCCCCUUGGGCAUCAUGAGAACUUUCUCUCCAAACAAGGCGGCUGGGGGGUCUGGGGGGUGGGGCUUGCUGUGCGAUGCGUUUUAACAGGAACAAAAAUAGCUGGUUUCUAUUAACUGCAAAGUCGGGGGCUCACUCGGGCUCAGCCCCACACCCCGUUACUGCUGGUUCAGUUUUGCUCUGAGGUUCGCUUGUGGGGGGCGCCCCCGGCCCCCCAGACGUGCAGGACACCGUGGUCUGUGCUGGGCGCGCCGUCUGCCUCCCCAUCUGCUGAUGACUUGCUCCUCGGGGUGGGGGGGCAUGUCCGCCUGUCUCCUCAGCACCCCCACCCCCAAUCUGUGACGGGGCACUGAAUGCUUCCUCGUACCCGGGGCCAAGGGGGCAGACAUUCCUCUGAAUGCACGGCUCACGCCUUAUUAGCGUCUGCUGGUGUGUUUUUGUUUGUUUUUUUGGUCAUGCUCCCCCCUACAUUCCAAACCCCCCCCCCUCAGCAGGCCGGGUGCCCCCACCCCCUCCCCACAAGAGGCUGACUCCCUGCCGGCCCCACAAGUCAUGCGAACACUUUUUCCAUAGUAACUUUUCAGACCAUCGUUACGCUGCGCGUAAGGACUGUACAGAGAAAUUUGUAGGUAUUUUUUGAAGAACAAUUAAUUCGUUAAUGAUGUGUAGCUAUUUAAUUUCGCCCUUUCCUAUUGUAAUCAUUCAUUUUUUGUUCGAAAAAAAAAGUUGAUCUUUUUUUUUGUUUUUCCCCUUUUCCUUGUCUGUAGACAGUGCGGCCCAUGGCCACCUUGUGGGGGCCCUGUGUCAUGGCUACCCCUCGGGGAUGCUGUGUCUGCCUUAAUAGCCACUAGUCUGUUCACGGCUGCAGGCGGGCUCUGCACAGGACAGCUGGGGGUGGGAGGCGUGGCCCGGCCUAUCUGGGAUAGGGAGGGGGUCCCCAGGAGGGGCCUCCGGCACCCAACAUGUCACUGGGACGGGGUGCCCACUCCCACCAUACUCUCUGUGUUUGUAAAUCUGUAAUAUACCAUUCUCUGUGGCCUGUUUUUCCUGGAAGAAGAAGAAAGAAAAAAAAAAAAAGGUUUGGCAGGCCAUCUCUUUUUUUGUACUUAAAGUAGCCUUAAGAACAAUAAUAAAGUGCUCUUAAACCACG